ACAAGAAAAACCAAAAAAAAUUAAAACUUGUGUAGUAGCUCGACGCAGUGGACUUGUAGACCUACAUACGCACCAGAUUUAGAAAAAUUCCAAACCGAAUGCGGGAGAGACAGGAAUAUAUGGACGCAUGCUAUCGCUUAGGAUGACGAGGCUUACACACGCUUACAGUCGGUUUAAUUUCCUAGAUGAGAGUCGCGUCGCGUCGGUGCGGCUGUAGACCUGGUGGUGGAAUAAAGCCAGCGUUUCGAGCAGGAGGCACGGCCACGGGUAACAACAACAAUACUGCAUUGUUCCGAUUUUACACAAUAACCUCGGCGCUGAUACAAUCUGGUCGUGUUGCGUUGGCUUUAAUCGAUUUAUAGCUAAGUUUGGUUUGCUAAACCCGAGCUGAAAGUGCUCCAGUGUUUCCUCCCACUGAUGUGUCGGUAGAAGCCUGUUAUGUCCAGUCCUACCUGGCUUCCCCCAAGAACUCUAAGUAGCCCAGAGAGAACAACAGCACAGAUGUCACACACUGGACCUGCUUUCUACAGACCACCCAAAAAAGGUCCACCUGACCAGAGAGCCAAAUAUGGUGUGUAUGACCAAAAUGGAGCAGCAAGUGGAAAUGGUGUGUCCUCAAGGUACAUAGCCGCUGGACCCUCAGGUGGAAUCAUGCAUCACCAGCACCAAGAAGGUUAUUCAGGGGCGUCAUCAUAUCUUUCUCCACAAGGAGAGCAUUAUUACCCCCCAGGUCAUGGACCCAAAGAUGACCAUCUUUUCUGGAACACUCACAUGACCAGCUAUGAUCACCAUAAAUGUGGGCCUGAUAAGCAUCUUUCUAGUAUUGAUGCAGAGAUAGAUUCUCUCACGUGCAUGCUGGCUGACAUGGACAGCCAUCCUCAGAACACAAGCACACAGCUGUAUGACAACGUGCCUUACAACAUGCAUCUCCACAGCGAGCGCUACAAAUCGUCCAACCAGGCAGGUGCUCCAUCCCAGACUAGACCCUCUAUGGGUUACCCUCCUCAUCCUCAGAGUCAGUACCAUCCUUCUCCACCUUAUGCAUCCACCCCAAAGCCUGAAUACACCUAUCCGUCCCCAUCAUCCUCCGCCCACAAACCUUACCCCCAACCAGUACCAGCCUCCUACACCACUGCCUCCACCCCAAGUGGGCCACGCUUUACAGUGCAAGUUAAAACCGCCCAGCCUGUCACUUAUUCUCAGAGCGGGAGACAGGCGGAGCAGGCCUACACCCCACCCCCUCCUCGUCAGCAUGCUACCUGCCCUGCUCCACAGGACCGCCCACAUUACUCUGAAGUCCCAGGACAGGGACAAGGAUGGUAUCCACCACCACCCCCACCAGCUCAGCAAGCCUAUGGUGAUCCAGCAGCAUAUAAGGCAGGUUCCGGUAGUGUUCAGGUGCCAAGCAGGGUACAGGGACCACCAGGAAAGAAAGGACAAGAGCAGAGCUACCAGGUUGGUAAGGGAUCAGCGCCAAGACCUGAGGAGGAGCUGGACCGUCUUACUAAGAAGUUGGUGUAUGACAUGAAUCACCCCCCCACAGAGGAAUACUUCGGCCGGUGUGCCAGGUGUGGAGACAACGUGCUCGGUGAUGGGAGCGGCUGUAUUGCUAUGGAGCAGGUGUUCCAUGUGGAGUGUUUCACGUGUAUCACCUGCCAUGCCCAACUCCGUGGCAAGCCUUUCUAUGCACUGGACAAAAAGAGCUACUGUGAGAGUUGUUACAUUAGCACGUUGGAGCGCUGCUCAAAGUGUUCGAAACCAAUCUUGGACCGGAUCUUGAGGGCAAUGGGGAAGGCGUAUCACCCGCGUUGCUUCAAUUGUGUAGUGUGUGGCUGCUGCCUUGAUGGUGUUCCCUUCACUGUGGAUGCCACUUCACAGAUUCACUGCAUUGAGGACUUCCACAGGAAGUUUGCCCCAAGGUGCUCUGUGUGUGGGGAGCCCAUAAUGCCUGAGCCAGGUCAGGAGGAGACCGUAAGAAUUGUGGCUCUGGAUCGCAGUUUCCAUGUCAACUGCUAUGUUUGUGAGGAGUGUGGGUUGCUUCUAUCGUCUGAAGGAGAGGGUCGAGGCUGCUACCCUCUGGACGGUCACAUUCUGUGCAAGAGCUGUAGUGCCCGGCGAAUCCAGGAUCUCUCUGCCAAAAUCUCCACUGACUGCUAACAACCACCCUGGCGUUCUCUUUUACAGCUUUUUGCGUUUGUUUAUUUUGAGGGAUAUUCAAAGGUAGUAGGGUUAAACUAUCAAUUAUUUGGUUUCCCCUUUUUAUUAGCAGACAACGAGGCAAUGAAACCAUUUCACAUACAUUAUAGCUGAACUGUAUAUACUCAGGGUUUAUAGUUGAGCAGAUAACAAUGAAGUGUUUUGCAUAGGCCACUUUAAGAGGGCAAGUAAAGUAUAAACUUGAAUUGAAUAAGAUGGUUAUCUUACUAAGUACUCAUUUUGAAUAUCCAGGGUGUGCAUGCUCACACAUGUAGUUGCUCAUACAAGUUGUUGAUUUCUAUGAACAGUUUAAAGGGCAUGAUCAGGGUUUAUUAUUCUUACACUUAUUCUUAUUAUAGUUUUAUAGCUAAGACAAACUGUCACUGAGAAUCUGUACUGUAGCCAACUAUAUAUUUGAUAUCCUCAAAAUGACCCAACAGAAAUCAUGACCGUAAUGAACUGAAUUUCACUAAAAAUGCUCUUAUUGUUAACAUGUUCUCAAGUUAAGACCUGUCUUGGUUGAUCCUGUGUUCUACAAACCACAGGGGUCACAUGACAGUUAAUUUAGCUUCUAUGUUGUAACACUCCUAAGACUAAAUUAACACCUUCUCUGCUGGUCUUUGGAGGAAAUUUUAGACAUAUCAAUGAACUAGAAUGAUUAACACCAACUUAUCUCUGCUAUUAAUGGAUGUCAACAUUCUGUUUAAUUCCUGAGAAGAUAAAUACAAGCUUUGUGUUUAGUCCAAGUCUAUGCCGUAUUGGCUCUUUGUCAGGAUACUUUUUGCUGAUCUUGGAUUAUUUUCUUUUGUACCCAACACUGUACCUUAUUCAUCUAAGAUUAGCAUGAUGGUACAGUGUUUAAAAAUAAUUAAAUGAAGGAACUGCAAUAAGAUUUUUUUUUGUUGUAAGAUUGAGUUGUUCUUCAUGAGAGGACAACCCCAGUGUACUGUGCAGAUUGAUGUGAAAUAUAAAAUAGUACAUUAGUAGUAAAGUAGCUUUAAAGUGAUUUAGAGGGGAUGCGUGAAAGAUUUGAAGGUGAUGUUUGCAGUGAGCUUAAUGAUGAGAUAUAAGACAUAAGAUUGGUGGUCUACAGCCCAGUGCCUACUGAAACUAAGGUUGCCACAUGCUGCCGUUAGGGCAGACAUUUAAAAAAAAAGAAAAGAAUAUUGUUAAUAGCUGUUGUUUAAAAGCAUUUAAAACAACAAAGAGCACCUUGAUUGUCAAAUAUCUAAUGUUGGAGUAAUCAAAUAUUAUUCAGGUACAUGAGCUUUAAGUAUUACAGUUUGUCCUUCUUGGUUGCGGGGCUGUUAUUUGUUCAACACGUAUUGCUGGUUGUUGGAAUGUCAUCCUUUUUGUUACUGAACCAUUUUUAGUAUAAAUUGCUCUUGUCAUUGGUUAAGCUUUUCAUUUUGUCUUUGUUUAAAUAAAUAGAUUUUGAUUUGAUUAGCUACCUUCUGUUUCUGUAAUUAUUCUGUUCAGAAUAAUUAAUGUUAAGUCCAAUAUCUAUUCACUCUCUAACAAAACCAAAAGCACAAAAUGUCAGUAUUUAUUGAGUUUUAGGCUGAAAAGUCUUUGAAUGGUUGUGAUAUUAUUGACCUAAAUUGAAAUUUUCUUUCUAAAGCUUACCUUUGUUUUCAAACAGUUCAAGAUAUUCAGUAUUUGCAGUAUUUCAUUAUAUUUCUGUUUUUGCUUAUUCUUUGUUGUACCUUCAAUUUUGUGCUUCUGCUUAUCCAGUAAUGUUCCUGUUUAAUGUGAACACUCUUAACCCUCUGCAUAUGUUUUAAUUUUUUUCUUGCCGCUCAGUAUACAGUAACUGUAACAGUGACAUCUAAAUGUUUAAUCCUAAAUGUUUUAUGGAUAUCCACUGAUACUAAUGAACAAAUGCUUUUUAUGCAGCAAAUGUG
Molecule: messenger RNA, 4100 nt
Organism: Clarias gariepinus (North African catfish)
Lineage: Eukaryota; Metazoa; Chordata; Actinopteri; Siluriformes; Clariidae
Gene: trip6
Product: thyroid hormone receptor interactor 6
Exons: 10
Coding region: 439-2157 (572 amino acids)
Biological process (GO): cell-cell adhesion
Cellular component (GO): stress fiber; focal adhesion
Source: RefSeq, a predicted model, not a curated record